Molecule: messenger RNA, 2486 nt
Organism: Astyanax mexicanus (Mexican tetra)
Lineage: Eukaryota; Metazoa; Chordata; Actinopteri; Characiformes; Acestrorhamphidae
Product: zinc finger protein 239-like
Exons: 2
Coding region: 185-1291 (368 amino acids)
Biological process (GO): regulation of transcription by RNA polymerase II
Molecular function (GO): DNA-binding transcription factor activity, RNA polymerase II-specific; RNA polymerase II cis-regulatory region sequence-specific DNA binding
Source: RefSeq, a predicted model, not a curated record
UGUCGGCAGUGUUCAGCUGUGUGUGAAUGAAGAAGAGUAAAUGAUGGAUCUUCAGAACUCCAGCAGUGGAGGAGGACCUCCUGUCCUAAAAAUAAACAACCAGGAUAUUUAAUAAAGAACAGUGUUAAACUGCUGAAAGAGGUGAAGCACAAGCCAUCCAGAAGAAUCUACAUUUCACAGACAAAUGGAGCCAAGUCCCAACAUGGAGAAACAUCAGCACUCUGUCAAGAGUUUUACUAAACAGAGUGAUCUCAAAAAACACCAGCGCAUUCACACAGGAGAGAAACCGUAUCACUGCUCAGACUGUGGAAAGAGAUUUACUAAACAGAUUAAUCUCAAACUGCAUCAGCGCAUUCACACAGGAGAGAAACCGUAUUACUGCUCAGACUGUGAUAAGUGUUUUACUACACAGAGUCAUCUCAAACUGCACCAGCGCAUUCACACAGGAGAGAAACCACAUCACUGCUCAGACUGUGGGAAGAGUUUUAAUCAACAGAGUAAUCUUAAAAAACACCAGCGCAUUCACACAGGAGAGAAACCGUAUUACUGCUCCGAUUGUGGGAAGAGUUUUACUCAACAGAGUAGUCUCAAAAUACACCAGCGCAUUCACACAGGAGAGAAACCGUAUCACUGCUCAGACUGUGGGAAGAGUUUUACUGAACAGAGUCAUCUCAAAAUACACCAGCGCAUUCACACAGGAGAGAAACCGUAUCACUGCUCAGACUGUGGAAAGAGUUUUACUAAACAGAGUACUCUCAAACUGCACCAGCGCAUUCACACAGGAGAGAAACCGUAUCACUGCUCAGACUGUGGAAAGAGUUUUACUGAACAGAGUACUCUCAAACUGCAUCAGCGCAUUCACACAGGAGAGAAACCGUAUUACUGUUUCGACUGUGGGAAGAGUUUUACUGAACAGAGUCAUCUCAAAAUACACCAGCGCAUUCACACAGGAGAGAAACCGUAUCACUGCUCAGACUGUGGAAAGAGUUUUACUACACAGAGUACUCUCAAACUGCACCAGCGCAUUCACACAGGAGAGAAACCGUAUUACUGUUUCGACUGUGGGAAGAGUUUUACUGAACAGAGUAAUCUCAAAAUACACCAGCGCAUUCACACAGGAGAGAAACCUUAUUACUGCUCAGACUGUGGGAAGAGUUUUAAUCAACAGGGUCAUCUCAAAAAUCACCAGCGCAUUCACACAGGAGAGAAACCGUAUCACUGUUCAGACUGUGGGAAGAGUUUUACUUUACAGAGUGAACUUAUAUUACAUCAGUGCAUUCACAAAAGAUAGAAAAGUAUCCCAAAUCUGUUCCUCUGCCAUAAAAAAUGCAAACCUUAAAUCUUUCAGACAGCCAAAAACACCUCAUCAUGCACAAAAUCUUCACUCUGUUACAAGAACUUCAUUUAAAAAUGGCUUUUUACAGGUUCAGAAAAAUGAAUCUUAUCCAGAGAUGAUGUUUACUGAAUUUCAUGCUGUGUUUUUAUGUAUGUUUGUAUACCUACAUUAGUUAAUGCCUGCAGAGCUCUUCAACACUUAGUGUUGUGUUUUAAGAAGUUUUUACACACAGAAUCAUAAAUGGUACCACUAACAGCAUAAACUAGGAACAUACAUUUUUACAAUUUUUUCAGUGAUAUGCUGAAUAAAUAGUAAAGCGAUGAUGCUAGCUCAGAGUAAAAUCGUAUAUUAAAUCUCAGCAUUAGCUUUAGAACUAAUAAUAAACAAAAGUGAGGAUUUUAUCAUUCUGGGACAUUUUUAGGUUUAAAAAUUGAAUAUGCUUUGCCAUAAGUAGGAAAUGAUCAUUUGGUCAACUUAUGUCAUUUACAGCCUUAACACAUUCUCAAUUGUUUACAUAUAAAAACUUUCUUUAUUUUUUCCUCCACUCCACGUUUGUAGUUUGUAGUUGGAGCGAGGGCACUGCCAGUGUUUGCUCCAGAUGUUAGAUUAGCAUUACUUAGUCUUUUAAAAUUUAGAUGUUGUAGUUUAAAGGAGUAGAGUAUUCUUAGGAGUAGAGAAUAUUCUUAGCUUGCAACAAAAGGCCAACAAAAUCCUUUUCAGAGUUAAAAAAAAAAAAAAACGGUCUAGCUGUAGUUUCCAUACUGAAAGCAACACUCAGCAGGCUAUGCAGCAGUAAGACUGCAGGAUCCUUGAUUCCCUCUACUGCACAUGUGUCAAACACAAGGCCCACGGGCCAAAUGUGGCCACAUCCAAGCGAGAGCUUGUAAGAUCUUAGUGUCUAUAAUAAAUAGGUCAGAAGCGUUCUUUGACCAAAAACUACAUUUCCCACAAUGCUUGUCGAUUGUAUUACCCGUGAAGUUACGGCUUACUGCCACUACACGGCAGUGUAGUCAUUGAUGUGGAAACCCUGCCGGAGGGAAGGCGUAACUUCGCGGGUGGAAUUGAGACAUACAAACGUUUAUCCCAUAAUGUCCAGAAAAAGAGAAGCUGAUGCAGACGGACGGCUGUGCUUCAAGGUGAAAGACCGGUA